GUUUUCCUUGUUCAAAUAAAUAUACACCCAGUAUACAUAUAUACAUUUUUAUAUCAGAGUAAACUUUCAAAAGAAUACCGACGUCACCAAACUUGAAAUCAAUAUUCUUUAAUCGUUUAAACAGUUUAGACAGUUUGGUACUAUAUACACCGACCUAUUUAUAUAUUUCUUUCACACGAAAGCGCGAUAAACAUUUAAAUAGUUAAUUAAAAUUUGGGAUUAAAACAUGUAAAAUUACACGGAAAAGACAGAGGGAUUUUGUUUUUUGUCAACAAUUAGGCGGAAAUACAGUGUAUGUUAAAGAUGAACAGGAAAGAAACGUUUAUUUCUGUGAUACUUGGAGUAAUAUUUUACCAUGGACAAGGAGUAUCAGGGGACCGGGAUAUCUGUGACGUUCAAGGAUCAACAUACACAUACUGUGACCACGGCUAUCAUUGUUGUGAUGGAAACAGAAAAUGCUGUGCCGAUGGAGUGUCGUCUGCUACAGUAAUUGGGAUUGUGUUUGCAGCUAUAUUUUUUGUUUCCAUUUGUGUGUUCUGUUCAAUUCUUAUCACCAAAAAGAAGAAGUUAAGACCAAAUCAACUUGUACGACCAGUGAAUCAACAAAAUGUUAAUAUAUCUACUGUGGGGCAGACAAAUCAUAACUCUUACCAAAAUUUUACAAUACCGUCACGUGGCCAAAACUACAAUAGCGGUCAAUUUUACUCUUACGGUCAGCCACCGUAUGGAAAUCCUGUACCAUACGGUCAAACUCCGAUACAACCGCCACCAUACAGUCAAACGGACACGUCGGCAUACCCACCACCUCCGGAGUACAAAUUAGAACCUAAUUAAGACUGCGGAAAUUAAUAGGAAUAAUUCAUUGUAUUUAGAGUGUAUUG
This is a messenger RNA of Ruditapes philippinarum (Manila clam), 881 nucleotides long. RefSeq lists its product as uncharacterized. The record is from RefSeq and is a predicted model, not a curated record. The coding region runs from base 295 to 834 and encodes 179 amino acids. NCBI's taxonomy places the organism in Eukaryota, Metazoa, Mollusca, Bivalvia, Venerida, Veneridae. The transcript is spliced from 4 exons.